AUGUCCGCCCAAACGCCCCCUCUCCUGCUGACGAAACGCCUCACGGCCUUCCUCGCCGCAAACCUCUCACCGACCCUCCACGCCGCCCUUCUCACAACCCCCUCCGGCAAACUCCUCGCCCACGCCUCGACGCCCGCCGUCCCUCUGGCUCCCGCCCCAGCGGUUGGAAGCGGCUCCGUCACCACCACCAACAGCAACACGUCGACAACGGCGACAGCAGCCUCGCCGCCGACGACGACGACAACCCAAUCCGCCUCCCCCGUCGCCCUGCUGCGCACCCAAGCCACGGUAGCAGCCUCCCUCUACGCCCUCCACGCCGCCGCAGACCCCGCCCUCGCCCCGGCGCUCCCCGAAUCCGCAACGCCGCCGUCCCUCUCCUCGUCCUCCGCCGCCGAACCCGACGCCGCUGCCCGCCCCGCCAAACCCCUCGCCAUCACGGUCCAGCUCUCGCACGGCGUGCUCCUCAUCCGCAGGCUCAAGUGCGGCCUCCUCUUCGUCUGCAUCGGGCCCCUGCCCGAGGAUGCCGCCGGGGCCGCCACCGGUCCGCACGCCGGUCAGCACGCCGACGGCGGCCUGACCCCCGCGUCGCCCGAUGACAGGGACAGCGUGCUCAGCGCCGGGGCCGCGACGACGGUCAGCGUCGCGAGCAGCGUCGCCGGCAGCGUGGGCGGCGCGGCCGUCGUCGCGAUGCGCAGGCAGGCCGAGGAGCUGGCGCGGUGGCUGGAUGAUAAGCUGGGCAGCCUGCGGGUUCCGGAGGAGGGCGUUGGCGUUGAGUAG
This is a messenger RNA of Verticillium dahliae VdLs.17, 777 nucleotides long. RefSeq lists its product as uncharacterized. The coding region runs from base 1 to 777 and encodes 258 amino acids. The transcript has a single exon. The record is from RefSeq and is a predicted model, not a curated record. Lineage: Eukaryota; Fungi; Ascomycota; Sordariomycetes; Glomerellales; Plectosphaerellaceae.